Messenger RNA from Ailuropoda melanoleuca (giant panda), 3256 nucleotides. RefSeq names its product tigger transposable element derived 2 (gene TIGD2). The record is from RefSeq and is a predicted model, not a curated record. The transcript has 2 exons. Bases 1256 to 2833 code for a protein of 525 amino acids. Lineage: Eukaryota; Metazoa; Chordata; Mammalia; Carnivora; Ursidae. Gene Ontology annotation, cellular component: nucleus. Gene Ontology annotation, molecular function: DNA binding.
CGCGUGCACCCUAAUCCCCCGCCUUCCGGCUCCGGCGGCGACGCUCGCCCCUCGCCGCCGCUGCCGCUGCCGCGCCACCGGUGUCAGCUUCCCUCUAGAGACUCCAUUUGCUUUCAGGGCAGUCUGGCCGCCGCGCUGUCUGGCGGAGAGCGAUGCCCCCGGCCCGCUGACUGGAGUCCCUUGGGCCAAGCGCUCGCUCGCUCGCUGCGGCGGUGACAUCCUGGUCGCCGGCGUCCACGGAGGAAUCCGGGCUCCCUCCGCGUGAGCAAAGACGUCCCGCGCUCCGGAGCUCGCCCUGCGGGGAGAGGCCCUCGCUAACACGGCUUGUCUCUGACCUCUUAAUUUCAGGAGGUUUCGGAGGCACCGAGUGCUUAUACAGAUCCCCACAGGAACUACUGUUGGCCCAUCGAGGAUCAUCUUUCACCAGGAUUAUUUUAACAUCUUCACUGAGCCUUUCACCUCAUACCCUCUACCAUGAGUUCUGAUUUCUACCAGUGAAGUUUUUAAUGCUUUCUUUAAUCAUGUGACACCACCUCUUGUCCACCUUUUGCCUUUCCAGUUGCCAAAUACAUUAGGUAUAAGUUUGUGUCAUGUUAAAGUACAAAGUUUUCUGCUUGUCCAUUUUCACCUUAUUUGCACUGCUCACUUCUGUCCAGCUUGCUUUACCUCGCUUGCCUAUGAUUUUCAUAUCCACUCACUUGAAUAAUCUCUAGCAGACUUGCCUAGAAGAGGCAGUAUUCCAUACACUGCCUGACAAAGACAAAGGUCAAGGGAUGAGUUUUCCCGUUAUUUUUUUCCUAUAUGUCAUGUCUACAAGUCCUCUCUUAAACUAUUCUCUAGCACAUUUCCCAAAAUUGUCCCACCGGAGUCUUAGUUCCCUUAGCAAAGAAUCUCACAUGUAAUGAUGGCAAGAAUUGAAUACACAAUAGGACUGUUUUAGACACCUUGCUGGUACAGGAUUAGUUGCAAUCUUGAGAGUGCAGUACAGGAAAAGACCUUAAACUAAGUGGGGAGGAAGAAAGAAGAUAGGUUUAAUUAAAGCUAGUCCUUGUUGAAAGAACUUUGUUGGCUUUAAAACAACAAAGUGAAGAGAGUCACAUAGGCCUGGCUUGGAAAUUGGCCGGCACACCAUCCACCUAGGUCCAGGGGGGACGGGGAAGGGAUCUUAAAACCCCAUUUUCUAAUGUCAUUGUAUCCAAAUCUAAGUUGUUAAAUAUCUUGUUCCAGUAAUUGCUUAAAAUAUUAGACACGUAAAAUGUUGGGGAAACGUAAGCGUGUGGUGUUGACAAUUAAGGACAAGCUUGACAUUAUUAAGAAACUUGAGGAAGGCAUCUCUUUCAAAAAGCUUUCUGUGGUAUAUGGAAUUGGUGAAUCCACAGUUCGUGAUAUUAAAAAGAACAAAGAAAGGAUAAUAAACUAUGCGAACAGUUCAGAUCCUACAAGUGGGGUAUCCAAACGUAAAUCAAUGAAGUCAUCAACAUAUGAGGAACUGGAUAGGGUUAUGAUAGAGUGGUUUAACCAACAGAAAACAGAUGGGAUUCCAGUGUCUGGAACAAUUUGUGCAAAACAGGCCAAAUUCUUUUUUGAUGCUCUGGGGAUGGAAGGUGAUUUUAAUGCGUCAUCUGGCUGGCUAACUCGGUUUAAGCAGCGCCACGGUAUUCCAAAGGCUACUGGUAAAGGAACAAAGUUAAAAGGAGAUGAAACUGCUGCCAGUGAAUUUUGCGGUAACUUUCAGGAAUUUGUUGAGAGGGAGAAUCUACAACCAGAGCAAAUUUAUGGUGCUGAUCAAACUGGAUUGUUCUGGAAAUGUCUACCAUCAAGGACAUUAGCUCUUGAAACUGAGCAAAAUACUUCUGGUUAUAGGUCAAGCAGAGAGAGAAUCAUUAUUAUGUGUUGUGCAAAUGCCACUGGUUUACACAAACUUAAUCUUUGUGUUGUGGGAAAAGCAAAAAAACCCCGUGCAUUCAAAGGAGCUGACCUUUCAAACCUUCCUGUCACUUAUUUCAGUCAAAAAAGUGCAUGGAUAGAACAUUCUGUUUUCAGACAGUGGUUUGAAAAAUACUUUGUGCCACAGGUGCAGAAGCAUUUGAAGUCUCAGGGGCUUCUAGAAAAAGCAGUGCUUCUUUUGGAUUUUCCCCCAGCACAUCCAAAUGAAGAAUUAUUGAGUUCAGAUGAUGGCAGAAUAAUUGUGAAAUAUUUGCCACCAAAUGUCACAAGUCUAAUUCAACCUAUGAGUCAGGGAGUUCUAGCCACGGUAAAAAGAUACUACCGAGCAGGACUUCUCCAGAAAUACAUGGGUGAGGGAGUUGACCCAAAAAUGUUUUGGAAGAACUUGACAGUGUUGGAUGCAAUAUAUGAAGUAUCAAGAGCUUGGAACAUGGUAAAAUCAAGUACCAUAACCAAAGCGUGGAAAAAACUUUUCCCUAGCAAUGAAGAGAAUGCAGGCAUGAACAUUGAUGAAGGAGCCAUUUUAGCAGCUAACUUAGCAACGGUUUUACAGAAUACAGAAGACUGUGAACAUGUUGACAUUGAGAAUAUCGAUCAGUGGUUUGACUCUCGGAGUAAUGACUCAAGCUGUCAGGUGCUAACUGACAGUGAAGGUGCUGAGGACCAGGCCAAGCCUGCAGAACAAAAGCAUUCCAAUAAGACUAGAAAAGCAGAUCUGAAUCCAGAGAAGCAUAUUAGCCAUAAAGCUGCACUUGAAUGGACCGAGAAUUUAUUGGAUUAUCUAGAACAACAAGAUGACAUGCUUCUGUCUGAUAAACUGGUAUUACGGAGGCUUCGAACAAUAAUAAGAAGAAAACAGAAAAUCCAAAAUAACAAAAAUCAUUAAUAAUAUCUUAAGUGUAUUUGUAUCUUUGUGACUUUAUCUGCAGUGGAACUUCAUUAUCUUGUUUGAAGUGCUGUGGAUUUCAAGGCUAAAUGCAUUUUAUAAAUGAUUUUAGGAUUAGACACCAUUUUGGAUUACUUAAAUUACUGCUCUUUAAUGUUGAUUCUAGUAAGUGAGCAUUGCCAUGUAACUUGUUUGUUUACUGUUUCUAAUCUGUAUUAUACUAGUUAGAUCAUAAGAUACCUGAGGCCAGGGAUCUUGUGUCUGUUUUGUGCCUGAAUUUCAUUGUGUCUAAUAGACGACCAUGCACACUCUAGGCAAUCAAUAAAUCUUACUUAAAUUGAAUUUUUAUUACUUUCUCUGAACUUCAGUUUCCAAAUGAAAUAUGUUGGGGGUAAGUUUCCUUUUCUAUGAUGUUUUCAUCUG